CCAACCAGCCAGCCAGCAAAAGCAACCUGGGCUGCUCGAGCAGCCGCCGCCGCCGCCGCCUUGCCAGUGACAUUUGCAAAUCACGCCGCUCCCUUGCAGCCUCCCGGCUCGCCCCCCGCUGCCGAGUGACUUUUUUUGCGAAGGCUUGCAGCCCAGCAACGGCGGCUCCCGAGGACGAAGGAAGAAGGGGCGAGGAAGAGGAGGAGGAGGAAGAAGAGGACGCCGCGCGCCCCGACCAUGUCCGAGUUUCUUCUGGUCGCCUUCCACUUCCUCACCAUCUCGGGAUUAUUUCCUAUUGCUGAGGUGCUGGCAGUGGGAGCGGAGCGAGAACACUUGUGUGACAUAGGCGAGUUUCUGUGUCAGGAUCACGUGACCUGCGUGUCUCAAAACUGGCUCUGUGAUGGAGAACCCGAUUGUCCGGAUGAUUCAGAUGAGUCUAUAGAUGUGUGUCCUGAAAAAAUUGAAUUCAAAUGUCCUCUGAAUCAUGUUAAAUGCAUUGGCACAAACAGAUGUAUUCACCUGUCUCAACUCUGCAAUGGCGUGUAUGACUGUCCUGAUGGAUAUGAUGAAGGCGUACAUUGUAGGGAAUUGCUACCAAAGUGCCAGCAAAUGGAGUGCCAGUACAAAUGUGCUAUAUCCAGGGAUGGAAUUGGAUGCUACUGCAAAGAAGGAUAUGAAGUUGGCAUAGAUGGGAGAAUCUGCCAAGAUUUAAAUGAAUGUAAUCUGUAUGGGAUUUGUAGCCAAACUUGUGGAAACACCAAUGGAUCAUAUAUCUGCAGCUGUGUGGAGGGUUAUCUUCUUCAGCCAAACAAAAAAUCAUGCAAAGUUAAAAGAGAACCAAAUGAUUCACCACCAGUUCUUCUGAUUGUGAAUUCUGAUACUAUUGAGAUACUAUAUCUAAAUGGGACUAGAGUAUCUAGUCUUGGAUUCACGAGAGGGAAUGGAAUUCAAACACUGGAUUUUAUUUACAAGAAGAACACAAUUUGUUGGAUUGAAUCAAGAGGCUCGUCAAAUCAGUUGAAAUGCGUUGAGACAUCACAAACUGGGAUGUUGACAGAUGAAUGGAUAAUCAACACAAUUCCUUACCUUCACAAUAUACAGAGAAUGGCAAUCGACUGGCUAACUGGAAAUUUUUAUUUUGUGGAUCGGACAAGUGACACAAUCUUCGCUUGCAACUAUAAUGGAACCGUGUGUGUUAUCCUGAUUGAUCUUGAACUUAAUAACCCCACAGCAGUUGCCGUGGAUCCUAUUUUGGGAAAACUCUUCUUUGCAGACUAUGGAAAUGUUGCUAAAAUUGAGCGGUGUGACAUGAAUGGGAUGAACAGAACAAGGAUAGUAGCAUCCAAAAUAGAACAGCCCAUUGCCCUCACGCUAGACCUGAUCAAUAAAUAUGUCUACUGGGUAGAUGUUUAUUUAGACUCCAUAGGAGUUGUUGACUAUCAAGGACGCAACAGACAUACAAUAAUUGAAGGUCGACAAGUUAGACGUCUUUGUGGGUUAACAGUAUUUGAAGACUAUUUGUAUGCAACAAGUUUGGACAACUUCAAUGUCAUAAAAAUAAAUAGAUUUAAUGGCACAGACAUACAAUCAUUAAUUAGACUGGAAAAUGCCCAAGAGGUCCAUGUCUUUCACAAGAGAACCCAACCAACAGUCAGGAGUCAUGCAUGUGAUCUCGACCCAUAUGGCAUGCCAGGGGGAUGUUCACACAUCUGUUUGCUGAGCAGUAGCUACAAAACCAGGACGUGUCGCUGCAGGAUGGGCUUCGUCUUGGGAAGUGACGGCAGGUCAUGCAAAAGACCAAAGAAUGAGUUGUUCCUGUUUUAUGGAAAGGGACGCCCGGGAAUCAUACGGGGAAUGGAUUUGAGUAACAAAGUAGCUGAUGAAUAUAUGAUUCCAAUAGAAAAUCUGGUCAAUCCUCGAGCCCUGGACUUCCAUGCAGAGGCCAAUUACAUAUACUUUGCUGAUACUACCAGCUUCCUGAUAGGACGUCAGAAAAUUGAUGGCUCAGAGCGCGAGACAAUCUUGAAAGAUGAUCUCGAUAAUGUGGAAGGUAUUGCCGUGGACUGGCUUGGAAAUAAUCUGUUUUGGACAAAUGAUGGCUACAGGAAAACCAUCAAUGUUGCCAGACUAGAGAAAGCCACUCAAAGUCGGAAGACUCUUUUAGAAGGAGACAUGUCCCAUCCUCGAGGAAUUGUCGUGGAUCCUGUUAAUGGCUGGAUGUAUUGGACAGACUGGGAAGAAGAUGAAAUAGAUGAUAGUGUGGGAAGAAUUGAAAAGGCAUGGAUGGAUGGUUACAACCGGCAAAUUUUUGUGACAUCCAAGAUGUUGUGGCCAAAUGGAUUAACGCUGGACUAUCGAAGCAAUAUACUGUACUGGUGUGAUGCCUAUUAUGAUCACAUUGAAAGAAUAUUUUUGAAUGGCACAGAUAGAAAGGUGGUCUACAGUGGAAAAGAACUUAACCAUCCAUUUGGACUGUCACACCAUAGGAAUUAUAUCUUUUGGACAGAUUAUAUGAAUGGUUCUAUUUUCCAGCUGGAUUUGGUGACUAGAAAUGUUACACUUCUAAGAAGUGAGAGAUCACCUUUGUUUGGACUGCAGAUUUAUGAUCCCCAGAAGCAGCAAGGUGACAAUGCCUGUCGUGUUAAUAAUGGAGGCUGCAGCACUCUCUGCUUAGCUGUACCCGGAGGCAGAGUAUGUGCUUGUGCUGAUAACCAGCAGUUGGAGGAGAACAGUACAACCUGCAUGAUUAUUUCCGGGGAACUGUUACCCAAGUUAUGCAAACUGGAAGAAUUUCAGUGUACAAACAAGCGCUGUAUCCAAGACCGUUGGCGUUGUGAUGGUGAUGAUGAUUGUCUGGAUGGCUCUGAUGAACAUUCAGAGAUUUGCUUCAAUCACACCUGUCCAGACAAUCAAUUUAAGUGCCAUAAUAACCGUUGCAUCCCAAAAAGGUGGCUUUGUGAUGGAACAAACGAUUGUGGCAACAAUGAAGAUGAAUCAAAUGAGACUUGUGCAGCAAGGACGUGUCAAGCUGACCAGUUUUCAUGUGGGAAUGGACGUUGUAUUCCAAGUUCAUGGGUAUGUGAUCAGGAAGAUGAUUGUGGUGAUGAGUCAGAUGAAAUAGCAUCUUGUGAGUUCCCAACUUGUGACCCAGUAGCUCAUUUUGUAUGCAGAAAUGGAAGGUGCAUUAGUAGCAAGUGGCAUUGUGAUUCAGAUGAUGACUGUGAUGAUGGGAGUGAUGAACAGGGCUGUGUUCAUUCAUGCUUUGACAAUCAAUUCAGAUGUUCCAGCGGUAGGUGUAUUCCAGAGCACUGGGCUUGUGAUGGUGAAAAUGACUGUGGAGACUUCAGUGAUGAAAACAAUCCAAAUUGCACCAAGGAAGAAACAGCCUCUCUUGGAGGAUGCCACGGGGAAGAUUUUCAAUGCCACCCGGAUGGAAACUGUAUUCCAGAGAUCUGGCGCUGUGAUGGAGAAAAAGAUUGCGAAGACGGCAGUGAUGAAAAGUACUGUAAUGGAACUAUACGCCCAUGUGAUGAUAAAACCAAAUUUUCCUGCAAGAACACAGGGAGAUGCAUUAGUAAAGCAUGGCUGUGUGAUGGUGACAUUGAUUGUGAAGAUCAGUCUGAUGAGGAUAAUUGUGAAGGAUAUAUGUGUGGACCACCAAAAUAUCCUUGUGCUAAUGAUACAGCCAUCUGUUUGCAGCCUGAGAAACUCUGCAAUGGCAUAAGAGAUUGUCCUGAUGGAUCUGAUGAAGAUGUUCUUUGUGAUGAAUGUUCCCUUAACAAUGGUGGCUGCAGUCAUCAGUGUUCAGUAGUUCCUGGAGGCAGAAUAGUUUGUUCCUGCUCCCCAGGACUAUAUUUGAGUUCAGAUAAUAAAACCUGUGAAUUUGUAGAUUACUGCACCAAACAUCAGAAGUGCAGCCAAGUGUGUGAACAGCACAAAAAUACCGUUAAGUGCUCCUGUUACGAAGGCUGGAAGCUCAAUAAAGAUGGCGAAAGCUGUGCUAAUAUUGAUCCAUUUGAAGCAUUCAUAAUUUUUUCCAUUCGGCAUGAGAUCAGAAGGAUUGAUCUGCAAAAACGGGACUACAGCCUGUUAGUUCCUGGUUUAAGAAAUACUAUAGCACUUGAUUUCCACUUCAAUCAGAGCUUACUGUACUGGACAGAUGUGGUAGAAGAUAAAAUUUACAGGGGCAAGCUCUCUGAAACCGGAGGGGUAAGCUCCAUUGAAGUUGUGGUCCAACAUGGUUUAGCUACCCCUGAAGGUUUAACUGUUGACUGGAUUGCUGGAAAUAUAUACUGGAUAGACAGCAAUUUGGACCAAAUUGAAGUAGCCAAAUUAGAUGGCACGCUGAGGACAACAUUAAUAGCAGGUGCAAUGGAGCAUCCUAGGGCUAUUGCUUUGGAUCCUAGAUAUGGAAUUAUGUUUUGGACAGAUUGGGAUGCUAAUUUUCCUCGCAUUGAGUCUGCUUCUAUGAGUGGAGCAGGAAGAACGAUUAUAUAUAAAGACAUGGAUAGUGGAGCAUGGCCGAAUGGCCUUACUGUUGAUCAUUUUGAAAAACGAAUAGUAUGGACAGAUGCUAGGUCAGAUGCUAUUUAUUCAGCACUAUAUGAUGGAACAGGCAUGAUUGAGAUAAUACGAGGACAUGAAUAUCUUUCUCACCCCUUCGCUGUCUCUUUAUUUGGGAGUGAAGUAUAUUGGACAGACUGGAGGACAAACACAUUGUCAAAAGCCAACAAAUGGACUGGUCAAAAUGUUAGUGUGAUCCAAAAAACUAGUGCACAGCCAUUUGAUCUUCAAAUUUAUCACCCAAGUCGUCAACCACAAGCUUCCAAUCCUUGUGCAGCUAAUAGUGGCAGAGGCCCUUGCUCUCAUAUGUGCCUAAUCAAUCACAACAGAAGCGCUGCAUGUGCCUGUCCUCAUCUAAUGAAGCUUUCUGCAGACAGAAAGACAUGUUAUGAAAUGAAAAAGUUUCUUCUUUAUGCAACACGUUCAGAAAUCAGAGGUGUUGACAUAGAGAAUCCGUACUUCAACUAUAUAACAGCCUUCACAGUUCCUGAUAUUGAUGAUGUAACAGUUGUAGAUUUUGAUACUGUAGAGGAACGUUUAUACUGGACAGAUGUGAAGACACAAACAAUAAAAAGGGCCUUCAUUAACGGGACUGGCUUAGAAACUGUCAUUUCAAGAGACAUUCAGAGUAUUCGGGGACUAGCAGUAGAUUGGUUAUCACGUAAUUUAUACUGGAUUAGCUCAGAAUUUGACGAAACACAGAUUAAUGUAGCGCACUUAGACGGCUCUUUAAAAACGUCAAUUAUACAUGGAAUUGAUAAACCACAGUACCUUGCAGUGCAUCCAGCUAAAGGGAAACUUUAUUGGACUGAUGGGAACACUAUUAACUUGGCAAAUAUGGAUGGUAGCAACAGCAAAAUACUGUUUCAGAAUCAGAAAGAUCCAGUUGGUUUGUCUAUAGAUUAUGCAGAGAACAAACUGUAUUGGAUCAGUUCAGGAAAUGGAACCAUAAACCGAUGCAACCUGGAUGGUGGGAGCUUUGAAGUGAUAGAUUCAAUGAAAGAAGAACUAACGAAAGCUACAGCCUUAACCAUUAUGGAUAAGAAGCUGUGGUGGGCAGACCAAAACUUAGGCCAACUGGGUACCUGCAAUAAAAAAGAUGGAAGGAAUCCCACAGUCCUGCGAAACAAAACAUCAGGAGUUGUACAUAUGAAAGUGUAUGACAAAGCGGCACAGCAAGGCAGCAAUUCCUGUCAACUCAAUAAUGGAGGAUGUUCCCAACUUUGCUUACCAACCUCAGAAACAACCCGGACAUGCUUGUGUACAGUAGGGUACAACCUUCGGAAAAACCGUAUGUCAUGUCAAGGCAUUGAGUCAUUCCUGAUGUAUUCUGUUCAUGAAGGAAUUAGAGGAAUUCCUCUUGAUCCAAAUGAUAAAACAGAUGCAUUGAUGCCUAUAUCAGGAACAUCAUUUGCUGUGGGUAUAGACUUUCAUGCAGGAAAUGAUACAAUUUACUGGACAGACAUGGGAUCCAACAAAAUCAGCAGAGCUAAAAGGGAUCAGACAUGGAAGGAAGAUAUUAUUACAAAUGGUUUGGGAAGAGUGGAAAGCAUUGCAGUGGAUUGGAUAGCGGGUAAUAUAUAUUGGACGGAUCAUGGCUUCAACUUUAUUGAAGUUUCCAGGCUCAAUGGUUCUUUUCGAUAUGUUAUCAUUUCUCAAGGCCUGGACCAGCCAAGAUCUAUAGCAGUGCAUCCAGAAAAAGGCUAUUUGUUCUGGACUGAAUGGGGUCAAGUGCCCUGCAUAGGCAGGACACGUUUAGAUGGAUCAGAGAAGAUGGUUCUUGUAGGCACUGGGAUUACGUGGCCUAAUGGAAUUUCUGUCGACUUUGAGGAAAAUAAAUUAUACUGGUGUGAUGCACGAAUGGACAGGGUAGAAAGAAUUGACCUUGAGAGUGGAAGAAAUCGAGAGAUUGUGCUGUCAGGAAGCAAUGUGGAUAUGUUUUCAGUGGCAGUCUUUGGGGCUUACAUCUACUGGUCUGACAGAGCUCAUGCAAAUGGGUCUAUCAGACGAGGUCACAAAAAUGAUGCCACAGAGGCUGUAACUAUGAGGACAGGCCUAGGAAUAAACUUGAAAGAGGUGAAGAUCUUCAGCAGAGUACGCGAGAAAGGAACCAAUAUAUGUGCCAAGAACAAUGGUGGAUGUCAACAACUUUGUCUGUAUCGGGGAAAUGGACAGAAAACGUGUGCUUGUGCACAUGGCUAUCUAGCAGAGGAUGGUGCCUCAUGCCUGAGACAUGAUGGUUACUUGCUCUAUUCAGGAAGAACAAUAUUAAAAACUAUACAUAUUUCAGACGAGACAAACUUGAAUUCACCAGUGCAACCUUAUGAAAAUCCAGAAUAUUUCAAAAACAUAAUAGCACUAGCUUUUGACUACAGCCAGAAAGGAAGAGGUACUAAUCGGAUCUUCUUCAGUGAUGCACAUUUUGGAAAUAUACAACUAAUUAAAGAUGAUUGGUCAGGGAGAAGAAUUAUAGUUGAAAAUGUUGGCUCUGUAGAAGGUCUUGCAUAUCACAGAGCUUGGGAUACUUUGUACUGGACAAGCUCUACUACGUCUUCUAUUAUAAGACACACGGUUGAUCAGAAACGAAGAGGUGCGUUCAACAGAGAAGCCGUAAUAACAAUGUCUGAAGAUGACCAUCCACAUGUAUUGGCCCUUGAUGAAUGCCAAAAUUUAAUGUUUUGGACUAAUUGGAAUGAGCAACAUCCAAGCAUCAUGAGAGCUACACUGUAUGGCAAAAAUGCGCAAGUUAUUGUCAGCACUGACAUUCUCACACCAAAUGGACUUGCCAUUGAUCACAGUGCAGAGAAAUUAUACUUUUCAGAUGGAAGCUUGGGGAAAAUAGAAAGGUGUGAAUAUGAUGGAUCACAUAGAAAUGUGAUUGUUAGAUCUGGACCGGGUACUUUUCUCAGUCUGGCUGUUUAUGGUGACUGGAUCUUCUGGACAGACUGGGUGAGAAGAGCUAUUCUGCGAUCCAAUAAAUAUACAGGUGGAGAUACAAAAAUUCUUAGAUCUGACAUACCACAUCAACCAAUGGGCAUCAUAGCUGUUGCUAAUGACACUAACAGCUGUGAAUUGUCCCCUUGUGCCCAAAUGAAUGGAGGCUGUCAUGAUUUGUGCCUUCUGACUCCUGAUGGUCGUGUUAAUUGUUCAUGUAGGGGUGAUCGAAUACUUAUAGAUGACAACAGAUGUGUGUCUAAAAACUUAUCAUGCAACUUUUAUUCUGAAUUUGAGUGUGGGAAUGGUGAGUGCAUUGACUACCAACUAUCCUGUGACGGUGUAGCUCACUGUAAGGACAAGUCUGAUGAGAAGUUGUUUUAUUGUGAAAAUAGAAGCUGUCGGAGAGGCUAUAAACCCUGUUUUAAUCGCCGUUGCAUACCCACCAGUCAAGUAUGUGAUGGCAGAAAUGAUUGUGGGGAUAACUCUGAUGAAAUAGGCUGUGAAGUUUCAGGAUGUAGCUCAACAGAAUUUCACUGUGGAGAUGGAACUUGCAUUGCAAAAUCUGCACAAUGCAAUCAGGUUAUUGACUGUUCGGAUGCUUCCGACGAGAAAAACUGCAAUAAUACAGAUUGUGCUCACUUCUAUAAACUUGGGGUCAAAUCUUCAGGCUUUGUAAGCUGCAAUUUUACUUCACUGUGUAUACUACCAGAAUGGCUGUGCGAUGGAUCAAAUGACUGUGGUGAUUAUACAGAUGAAUUAAAAUGCCCAGUUCGAUACAAGCAUACAUGUGAAGAAAAUUAUUUUGGUUGUCCUGGUGGGAGAUGUAUUUUGAAUACAUGGGUAUGUGAUGGUCAGAAAGACUGCGAAGAUGGAAGUGAUGAAUUGCAGUGUGAUUCUUCUUGUUCAUGGAACCAAUUUGCUUGUUCUGAACACAAGUGUAUCUCUAAACAAUGGAUUUGUGAUGGAGAAGAUGAUUGUGGAAAUGGCUUGGAUGAGAGUAAAGCUGUUUGUGGUUCCGUAACUUGUGCCCCAGAUAUGUUCAGCUGCUUAGAUUCCUAUGCUUGUGUUCCUCAGCACUGGCUUUGUGAUGGUGAAAGGGACUGUCCAAAUGGGAGCGAUGAACUUGCCACAGCAGGAUGCGCUCCUAAUAAUACUUGUGAUGAAAAUACAUUUACAUGUCAAAAUAAAAUCUGCAUUCCUAAACAAUUUGUCUGUGAUCAUGAUGAUGACUGUGGAGAUGGCUCAGAUGAAUCACUAGAAUGUGGCUAUCGUCACUGUAAUCCUGGUGAAUUCAGUUGUGCUGACGGAAGAUGUCUCUUAAAUUCUCAAUGGCAAUGUGAUGGAGAUUUUGAUUGCCCAGAUCAUUCUGAUGAAGAUCCAGUUAACACAAAAUGCAGAAGUGCAGAACAGUCAUGCAACAGUUCCUUUUUUAUGUGCAAAAAUGGCAAGUGUAUUCCCCAGGAAGAGGUGUGUGAUACCAAACAGGAUUGCGGCGAUGGAUCUGAUGAAAGAAACUGCCAUGUGAAUGAAUGUUUGAGCAAGAAAGUCAGUGGUUGUUCUCAAGACUGUCAAGAUCUUCCUGUGGGGUACAAGUGUAAAUGUUGGCCUGGCUUCCAUAUGAAGGAUGAUGGCAGAACAUGUGUAGACAUUGAUGAAUGUUCAUCUGGCUUUCCGUGCAGCCAGCAAUGCAUCAAUACAUAUGGAACCUACAAAUGCUUGUGUGCUGAUGGUUAUGAAGUGCAUCCUAAUAAUCAUCAUGGCUGCAAAUCUCUUUCAGAUGAGGAACCAUUUUUAAUUCUAGCUGAUCACCAUGAAAUAAGAAAAAUCAGCACUGAUGGGUCCAACUAUACUUCACUGAAACAGGGUCUAAACAAUGUGAUUGCAGUAGACUUCGAUUACAAAGCGGAGUUCAUCUAUUGGAUUGAUUCCAACAGACCAAAUGGAAGCAGAAUAAACAGAAUGAACCUGAGUGGAAGUGACGUCAAGGUAGUUCAUAACACAGCUGUUCCUAAUGCACUUGCCGUUGACUGGGUUGGAAAGAAUCUCUAUUGGUCUGACACAGAAAAAAGGAUUAUUGAAGUAUCCAAACUCAAUGGUUUAUACCCCACUGUUCUUGUGAGCAAACGGGUGAAGUUCCCAAGAGAUCUUUGUUUAGAUCCUCAGAUUGGAUAUUUGUACUGGAUUGAUUGCUGUGAGUAUCCUCACAUUGGACGUGUUGGCAUGGAUGGCUCUGAUCAGGCAGUUGUGAUAGAAACACAGAUAUCUAGACCAACAGCACUUACAAUAGAUUAUGUCAACCAAAGACUCUACUGGGCUGAUGAAAACCAUAUAGAAUUUGCUAACAUGGAUGGUACUCGUAGAAAUAAAGUCCCAAAUCAACAUAUUCUUGGAGUGAUUGCUCUCACAUUAUUUGAAGAUUACAUAUACUGGACUGAUGGAAAAACCAAGACAGUCAACCGUGCACAUAAAACCUCUGGAACAGAUAAAGAAGCAUUGAUUAACUCAUGGCAUGCCAUAACGGAUAUCCAAGUGUAUCAUUCAUAUAGACAACCGGAUGUGCCUAAACAUAUGUGUACAUUAAGCAAUGGUGGCUGUAGUCACCUGUGCCUCGUAGCCCCAGGCAGAACACAUACUUGUGCAUGUCCCACGAACUUUUACCUCGCUGCAGAUAAUAAGACCUGCUUAUCAAAUUGCACUGCCAGUCAAUUCCGCUGCAAAACUGACAAAUGUAUUCCAUUCUGGUGGAAAUGUGACACUGUCGAUGAUUGUGGAGAUGGAUCAGAUGAACCUAAAGAAUGUCCUGAAUUUAAAUGUCAGCCAGGCCGUUUUCAAUGUGGAACUGGACUCUGUGUUUUACCAGCCUUCAUAUGUGAUGGAGAAAAUGACUGUGGAGACAACUCAGAUGAACUGAAUUGUGAUACACAUGUUUGCUUGUCAGGACAAUUCAAAUGCACGAAGAAUCAGAAGUGUAUCCCAAUAAAUCUAAGGUGUAAUGGACAGGAUGAUUGUGGUGAUGAAGAAGAUGAAAAGGAUUGCCCGGAAAACAGCUGUUCUCCUGACCAUUUUCAGUGUAAAACCACAAAACACUGCAUUUCAAAACUGUGGGUAUGUGAUGAGGAUCCAGAUUGUGCAGAUGGGUCUGAUGAAGCCAACUGUGAUAAAAAGACUUGUGGGCCUAAUGAAUACCAGUGUAAAAACAGCAACUGCAUUCCAGAUCACUGGAGAUGUGACAGUCAAAAUGAUUGUGGUGACAAUUCUGAUGAAGAAAACUGCAAACCACAGACAUGCACUCAGAAAGACUUUCAUUGCUCAAAUGGAGACUGUCUGUCUGCAAGAUUCUGGUGUGAUGGCGACUAUGAUUGUGCAGAUGGCUCAGAUGAGAGAUAUUGUGGUUCUGGCUGCUUAAAAGAUCAGUUCCAGUGCUCCAAUGGUCAGUGCAUAGCUUCAAAAUGGAAGUGCGAUGGACAUGAUGACUGUAUACUUGGAGAGGAUGAGAAAAACUGUGAACCAGCAUCUCCAACAUGUUCUACAAGUGAGUACGUUUGUGCCAGUGGGGGAUGUAUUUCAGCAUCUUUCAGGUGCAAUGGAGAAUAUGAUUGUCCUGAUGGUUCUGAUGAGAUGGAUUGUGUCACAGAAUGUAAAGAAGAUCAGUUUCGAUGUAAAAAUAAGGCACACUGUAUUCCUGUUCGAUGGCUCUGUGAUGGAAUCCAAGACUGUGUAGAUAAUAGUGAUGAACACAAUUGUGACAGAGGAGGCAAUAUAUGUAGAACAGAUGAAUUCCUUUGCAACAAUUCACUGUGUAAACUACAUGCUUGGGUUUGUGAUGGAGAAGAUGACUGCGGAGAUAAUUCUGAUGAACUUCCUGAAUUAUGCUCAAAGUUUCCAUGUCCCCCCACAAGGCCGUACCGAUGCAGAAAUAACAGAGUUUGUCUACGGCAGGAACAGAUUUGUAAUGGGAUUGAUGACUGUGGUGAUGUCUCAGAUGAGGAUCAUUGUGACAAAACCACAUAUAAAGUAAGGCCUUGUAAAAAAGAUGAGUUUGCUUGUAGCAACAAGAAGUGUAUACCGGUGGAACUAGAGUGUGAUCAAUAUGAUGAUUGUGGAGAUGGUUCAGAUGAGCAAGGCUGCAAAACAAGCUUAACUGAAUAUAACUGUGAAAACAACGUGAACCCUUGUGGUGAUGAUGCAUAUUGUAAUAAAACCAAAACAUCUCUUUUCUGUCAGUGCAAGCCUGGUUUUCAAAGGAACAGGAGAAAUUGGCAAUGUGAAGAUAUCAAUGAAUGCUUAAUCUUUGGCAUCUGCUCCCAGCUGUGUAUCAACGUGAAAGGAUCAUACAGAUGCACUUGUGAAAAAAAUUAUAAAGAAAAAAAUAGUAGCUGCAUUGCAAAAGGCUCUGAAGAUCAAGUUCUCUACAUUGCUAAUGACACUGAUAUCCUGGGUUUUGUAUAUCCAUUCAACUACAGUGAUGUUCAUCAACAGAUUACACAUAUUGAACAUAAUUCAAGAAUUACGGGAAUGGAUCUAUAUUAUCAAGGGGAAAUUAUUAUUUGGAGUACUCAGUUUAAUCCAGGAGGCAUUUUCUAUAAAAAGAUCCAUGAGGGAGAAAGGAGACCAAAAAAUAGUGGUGUGAUAUGUCCUGAAUUCAAAAGACCUAGAGACAUUGCAGUUGAUUGGAUAGCUGGAAACAUAUAUUGGACCGAUCACUCAAGAAUGCAUUGGUUUAGUUACUAUACAACUCACUGGACAAGCUUAAGGUAUUCCAUCAAUGUAGGACAGAUAAAUGGACCAAACUGCACAAGGCUUCUUACAAACAUGGCUGGAGAACCAUAUGCAAUUGCUGUAAAUCCUCCCAAAGGCAUGAUGUACUGGACAGUAAUUGGAGAUCACUCUCACAUUGAAGAAGCAGCAAUGGAUGGUACUUUGCGGAGGAUAUUAGUACAAAAAAAAUUACAGAGACCAACAGGUCUUGUAGUUGAUCACUUUAGUCAGCGCUUGUUCUGGGCAGAUUUUGAAUUGUCUGUAAUUGGCAGUGUUCUCUUUGAUGGCUCUGACUUGGUCAUAUGUGUGAGCAGUAAACAAGGGUUACUCCAUCCUCAUAGAAUUGACAUUUUUGAGAAUUAUAUAUAUGGGGCAGGACCUAAAAAUGGUGCAUUUAGAGUGCCAAAAUUUGGGCAAGGUUCUGUAGAAUAUCUGAAUUUGGAUAUUGAUAAGACAAAAAGUACUUUGAUCUCUCAUCGCUACAAACAGACUUACUCACUCAAUCCUUGCCUGGAGUUUACUUGUGAGUUCCUAUGUUUACUCAACCCUUCAGGUGCAGCUUGUGUUUGUCCAGAAGGAAAAUCACUGUUCAAUGGAACAUGCAGUGAUUUGAAUGUUUCAGAUAACACAUGUAAGCUGACUUGUGAAAAUGGAGGAAGAUGCAUUAUAAAUGAAAAAGGUGAUCCGAGAUGUUACUGUUGGCCAAGCUAUUCAGGUGAAAGAUGUGAAAUAAAUCACUGUAACAAUUACUGCCAGAAUGGAGGAACCUGUGUAGCUUCUCUUCUUGGAAGACCUACAUGCAGCUGUACUCUGGGUUUCACAGGUCCAAACUGCAAUAAAACGGUUUGUGAUACUUUUUGUCAAAAUGGAGGAACCUGCACUGUCACUGCUGGAAAUCAGCCCCGUUGUCAUUGCCAGCCUGAAUAUACAGGUGACAGAUGCCAAUACUAUGUUUGUCACCAUUAUUGUGUUAAUUCUGAAUCCUGUAUCAUCGCUGAUGACGGCAAUGUACAAUGUGUCUGUCCUCUAAGAUAUGAAGGUCCAAAGUGUGAAAUAGACAAAUGUGUAAAAUGUAAUGGAGGACAAUGCAUCAUAGACAAGGAAAGUGAUGACAUAAUGUGCAACUGCACGAAUGGAAAAAUUGCAUCCAGUUGUCAAUUAUGUGAUGGUUAUUGCUACAAUGGUGGUAGUUGUCAGCUGGACGCAGAGACCAAUAUGCCUGUCUGUCUAUGCUCUUUGGGGUUUAAAAGUCAGCGCUGUGACCAGAAAGUGAACCCUUGUGAUUACUACUGUCAGAAUGAGGGAAUUUGCACUUUAACUGCGUUUAAUGAACCGAGAUGCAAAUGCUCCACCAACUGGUCAGGUACACAGUGUGAAAGACCAGCUCCCAAGAGCAGCAAAUCUGACAAUAUCAGUACAAGAAGUAUUGCAAUCAUUGUUCCACUUGUACUGUUGGUGACUUUGAUUACUACUUUGGUAAUAGGUUUGCUUCUUUGUAAAAGAAAACGAAGGACAAAAACAAUUCGACGACAACCAAUAAUAAAUGGAGGAAUCAAUGUAGAAAUUGGAAAUCCGUCAUACAAUAUGUAUGAAGUGGGGCAUAAUCACAAUGAAAGAGGUCUUUCAGAUUUUACAUUAAAUCCAGAAAAGGCCAGGUAUGUAGGGGGAGGGCCCACAGUCUUCAAGCUUUCCCACCCACCACCGCCCAUCUACUUAAACUCUGAUCUGAAAGGACCUCUGACGCCAGGGCCAACAAACUACUCCAAUCCAGUGUACACAAAGCUGUACAUUGAUGGACAAAAUUGUCGAAACUCCUUAGCAAGUGUUGACGAAAGGAAAGAACUCCUUCCAAAGAAAAUAGAUAUUGGCAUAAGGGAGACUAUGGCAUAAUCCAUUGUAACCUUUUGUAUACUGUAUAAAUGUAUAAAAUAUAAGGAUUACUUUUCUAUGUACCAACAGUAUUAUAAUUGUUUUGUCAUCAGCAUUAUCUCUGGAUUUUUUUUUCUGUUCAGUUGGUGGUUUUCUGGGUUUUUGUUUUGCUGAUGACUUGACUGACCAUUUGUAUGGUAUUUUUAUUAAAAAAAAUCUGCACUACAGUACAAUUUACAACAAUGCUGCUGAUAUAACACACAUUGAAUUUGUUAAAAAUUUAAAAAUACUUUGUAGUGUGAAUAUGAGCAAUCUAUUUUGUAUGAACUUUUUCUUUGAUUUUACUUAUCAAUGAAAAUGAUAUCUGCACUUUUCCAUUAUAUGGUCCGAAGGCUGUAGUACAGUGUGUGAAUUUGUUUCUGUUUUAAAUGGUGGAAGUAUGAUUGGAUGGUCUACUCUCUUUGUGCCCAUUAGAAACUCACUUCAGAACCUAAAAGUUAUAGAAAAUCUAAUUUCACAAAUCAAGCAUAAUUUGCUUUUACAAUUAGCUUUAUGUUGGCAAGAAGCUAUGAGUAUUAUAGAAAGCAUCUAAUGGUCUCCAUGAACAUAGAAUAUUCCAUUCUGGAGAUUCAGUAGAUGUCCAAGCUAUAUUGAACAUAUAUACCAUGUAAAAAAAAUUCUUCGUACUUAGUUAAACCGUAUAGAACUUAGUGAUAUACAACUUGCAAGGGAAAGGACCUUAACCAAUGUGUGAUAAGGCCUGUUCUGCAGUCUUGUAUACAAAGCCUACCUGGAGCACAAGAGGGCAUUGCCUACACACAUAUUAUAGAUUUAUUUACUCAGUCACACAUGUUGUUUAUAUAUGAUGAAUUCCCCUGGGAAGUAAGGAGAACAAAAAGCCAUAAGCACACAUAUUGAUAACAGUGUUCUUAAAAGGAGAUGGUAAAACCUCCUGCUUCCAUAGAAAUAUUGUCUGAAAUCCAGUACUAAGCUGUAACUAGAGUAGGCCCAUUGAAUAAAUGGAACUUAUACAGGAGCUGACUCAACAGAUGCCCACUGAUACAGUGGGCCUAUUCUAGUUAUGGCUCACUACUGUAUUCAGCCAUUGAAUCAGCCAGAUUGCCAUCAUUUUAUAUGUAUGGAAAAAGUAUUUAAAAACUACAAUGGAUUAAUUUUAAUAUUUCUUCAACAAACCUCAAAACCACAUUCUCAGUAGUGGAGAGUGUUAAAUGUAAUGGGUUUCCAGCACUUUCUCUGGUAUUAGCUUAUUUUAUGUUGUUAUGAAGAAUAAAAAAAGAAAGAAAGAAAAAACAAUACAAUUUGCCUUUUUUUAAUUGUGACAAAAAUACGUAGUGCAACUUCUCUAGCCUGUUUAACAACAACCCUUGAAAUCUUUUAUACAUAACUUUAAAGGCACAAAAGACUUCACACACCUGUACAGAAAUAAUUAGAGGGCUUUUCAUUCCUCUGCUACAUAUUACUAGUUUUUAGCUGUCAUAAUCGAUUAAUCUAACCGAUUAAAUAUGUUUGUGGUGGCUCUACUCCCUUUGUACAAACAUUGCAAAAAAUAUAACAGCUGUUUUAUAAAAGAUUUUUGUUGUACUCUGUGCAUGCAUACUACCUAUUUCUAAACUUUGCCAUGUUGAGGCCUUUAUUAAAAAGAACUUGAUUCAUGUAAUACCAGUGCAGUUUUGCUUGAAUAAUAU
Molecule: messenger RNA, 15833 nt
Organism: Pogona vitticeps (central bearded dragon)
Lineage: Eukaryota; Metazoa; Chordata; Lepidosauria; Squamata; Agamidae
Source: RefSeq, a predicted model, not a curated record